CGAGCGAGCGAGCGGCAGUCGAUCCAACGAUCCGACAGACACGCUCGUCCCGAGCUGUCUUAACAUUUUUAUAUCAAAAAUAUUCCACAAACAUCCAAGUUAAACUUAUACAGUGACGCGUAAUAACUACAUUAGUGUUAUAAAAGCGCGCGAAGUGAAAUCUUUAAGAUCUGUGAACGAACACGGUAUUCAAAUUAGGAACGUUCAUCGACACCGAUUGUAAAGCUUGUUCUUUUCAUUGAAGUAGCGACUGGACUCUUGGAUUUGGUUUGGCUAUGUGAUGUGAGUUAAUUCUAGAUUUUCACCUACAGCGGAAACAGCUUACGUAGACGGCUAGCGGUAAAACGCCGUCCGCGCCGCACGCUAGUUCUUGUUUCAUGUUGAGUAACCGUCAGGUUUCUAAAAAGUGCUUUCGAACGAACAUACAGCAGCGUAUACGUGAAUUUUCGGUGGUUCGCCCACUGUAGUCCCGUUAGAAAGUGUGUGGGACUGUGGACAGUUUGUUGUGGAGUAGUUGCAUGGACCGGGAGUGCCGAGGGUCGAGUGGUAGUGGGCCGAGGGUGUUGUUGUGAGGUGGUGAGCAGUGCAUGGCGCGAUGAUCAGCGGCGGCUGGGUGUGCGCGCUGCACGUGCGCACGGCAGGGCUCGGCGGCGCAGCACUGGGCUCCGACGAGGAGGAGAUCGUCUAUCUCGCCUAUGUUGUUAUUGAUGUGCUCACGAAUCAGAUUAUUGGAGAGAGAGAAUAUGCCGUCAGACCCACGAGAAGGCCUUCGGAGGAAUUACAGACUGGACAGCCCUUAGAAGUUAUAGUACAACAGUUCGAUGAGUUCGUGAGGUCGCUGCAGGUGGACCCCCACUCUCCGCUCUUCAGGCUCGUCACUGACGGACAACCUCCUUUAAGACAAUGCCUGCACCCCGAAGCCUGCAGCAAGGACCUCUCCCUGCCCACAUACUACGCGCGUUUCCACGAUAUUCGCAAGGAGUAUGUGCGCGCUUACACGCUGCGAGCGGUGGCAGGCGCGCGCGCAGCCGCGCCGCCCCCGCCGCCGCCGGAUCACCCGGGGUCGCUGCUUGAUAUGCUCAAUUAUUUAGGUAUAAGCCCGUACAGCGGAGACAACUUCUACGCAGCCGAAGUCAAAGACAUGGCCAGCAUUAUCCAAAGGAUAAUCACUGAUGGUUUCCGGUUAGAGUUACCCGAGACUGUGGACUUAGUUUUAGAAACUGGCAUUUGCUCAAAAGACGAUGAAAUAGACGGUAACUGCAUAGUUCGCGCACGAGGCUUGCCGUGGCAGUCGUCAGAUCAGGAUAUCGCCAAAUUCUUCCGAGGACUCAAUGUUGCCAAAGGUGGCGUAGCCCUGUGCCUCUCGCCUCAAGGUAGACGUAACGGCGAGGCGCUGGUGCGCUUCGUGUCCCAGGAGCACCGCGACAUGGCGCUCAAACGACAUAAACAUCAUAUCGGCUCACGGUACAUUGAGGUGUACCGUGCAAGCGGCGAAGACUUCCUGUCAGUAGCAGGGGGCGCCACUUGCGAGGCAGCCGCCUUCCUCUCCCGAGGAGCUCAGGUCAUAGUGCGGAUGAGAGGACUGCCCUAUGAUGCCACGCCGCAACAAGUUCUGGAUUUCUUCUCGACGGGCGACAACCCAGUCCUAGUACUGGACGGGGCAGAAGGCGUGCUAUUCGUUCGUCGAGCUGAUGGCCGCGCCACGGGAGACGCCUUCGUACUCUUCGCUAAGGAGGACGAUGCUCCUAAGGCCUUGUCGAGACACCGCAAGUCCAUUGGAGCCAGAUAUAUUGAGCUGUUCCGGUCUACUACUGCUGAAGUGCAACAGGUCUUAAACAGGUCCUUGGAGACGCGUACCAGCCAGUCAAGUACUCCAUCAACAGCCCCCGCUCCCGCUGAGGGUCUACUCCCGGUAGCCCUGGUUCCUCAGCACGUCAUCACGUCAGGAACUGCUAAGGACUGUGUUAGGCUCAGGGGCUUGCCUUAUGAAGCGCAGGUCGAGCACAUAUUGACAUUCUUAGACGAGUUUGCCAAAAACAUUGUCGUGCAAGGAGUACAUAUGGUAUACAAUGCUCAGGGCCACCCCAGCGGCGAGGCGUUCAUCCAGAUGGACAGUGAGGCGAGCGCGUUCUUGUGCGCGCAGCAGAAGCACCACCACUACAUGACCUUCGGCAAGAAGCAGCGGUAUAUCGAGGUGUUCCAGUGCUCGGGCGACGACAUGAACCUGGUGCUGACCGGCGGCGUGACGCCCGCCACGUCGCCCAAGGUGCUCUCCCCCGGUCCCCUGACGUACUACUACCCAGCGCUAGGGCCGACGCUGCCGCCCCCACCGCUAGUGUACUGGGGCUACCCAACCCCACCAGUGUCACCAGCCCAUUACUACCACCCGCCACACCACCCACAAACCAUGAUACCUGAAGUAGUGUCAGUGGGGGGAGGGUCUCCGAUUCCCAUCCCACCCCCAGCCGCGUGCCCCGAGUGGCCGAUAUUCAUGGUCAACUAACCACAACGAAGAUUGCUCACAGCAUAUAUAAUUAUAAAUUAAUACAUUUAAUUAUAAGUAAUUUUAUAAAUUAUAAUAGGUAAAUUUUAUGUUAAAAUUAGAGAAGAUAAAUAUUCGAGAUGUAAUUCUUAUUUUAAAUAUUCAGAAAGAGUUUCGUUUGUGAUUUCUUUAAACUUGUUUGACUCUAAAUAUUAUUUUACUAAAUACAACUCUCGAUUGAUUUUAUGACUAAAUCUUUGAUUUCCGUCUUAAAUGUUUUUUUUACAAAGGUGCUUUGUUUGUAACAAGCGGAACUUUUUCUUUUCACAUUGUACAAACAAGAACUUCGAAUAUUUUAUAAAUUCUCUAUUUAUAAUCUUCCUAUCAUCACCUAUCAAAAACGAAUGAAAUGGCUCAAAGUAUAACAAGAGUGAUAUUUAUAAAAUAAAUUAUAUGUUAAUUUAAUUAAUUUUAUAUAAAUUUGCAUACAUAAAAUUUGUUGCAAUUAUGUUAUUAUUUUGUUUUAAAAAUUUGUAAAUGAUCUACUUAUGUUUGUUGAUCUUUCAGAUAUUUUAGCGAAUCUUAUACAUAUAGUUGACAUAUAAAAAUACUAAUUAUAAAAUAAUAUUAUUGUUUUAAAUUUUAGACUUAAAAAUAGUUAUAAGUAAUGUUAAGUACUUAAAUAAAAAUGCCUUCCUUCAUGGCAUUCGUAAAAAAAAACUAAAAUAAAAAGCCAAAAUCACACUAGGAAAGUUCCUCUUCAUAGCUACAAAAUCUAUCAGAUAUUUAUUUUAAACACAGAGACACAAGCAAAAAAAUCACUAAGGUGCUAAAAAUGUAUAUAUUUUUUUUUAUAUUUUAUAAAUCAGAUUUUCUUUUUCUUAUUCAUCACAUACCUACUUCUUUUUCCAUUUUUUUCAAUGUCCGAAUAUAUAUUUUUUAAUCGACUUCAAAAAUGUUUUGUUUGUAUAUUUUCUUGCUUGCCUGCCUACUGUGUUGACAUAGACAUCGAAUGCAUGUACCACAGUGAUAUAAAGGUGCUGUUUCAUAACGUUUGUAGAAAUUAAACCAAAUAUAAAUAUGUUAUUGAGUUAAUUUUUACUUAGAAUAAGUCAAAGCUCAAUUAGUAUAGUAUUUAGUAGAUUUAUUCGAACCAGAAAUAUGCCAUAAUUUUUAAGAUAACUUUUAAUACAGCUGUAUAAGCAGUUACUGUUUGAAAUAUUAUAAAAAAAUAAAGGCAAUGCUUUUUUUAAAAUAAAGUUCUCGAAGUUGUAUGAUCUUUUUUAAACGGAACUGCUUGUAUGUGCAAUUCAUUGCUCAUUCACAUAAUUAAUUAUAACAAUAUAAAUUAACAUGUUUAUGUGUCAGAGGAAUCCCUCUAUAUUAGUCAAGCCUUUGACUAAGAAUUCAAAAACUUUUAGUUUAAUCUCUUAUUAAGUAAUACUUAAAGUUAAACUUAUGUCUAUGUUAUCAAAGGCCAGUAGAAUUCAGUUAAAUUUUAAAUUCGGCUCGACCAAACCUGACGUGAGUGAAAAAUGCUCGAUUUGAAUGACCAUGCUCAAUUUUAUUUAGAUACUCAACGUUUAUUUAGAUUUCACAUUGGUUGCCAGUCUCGAUGUUAUAUCAUUGAAUAUUAGCAUAUAUUUAUUGAUACUCGUAUCACAAGCACAAUUUAAUUUUGACGAUCUAAGAAAUAUAGUUUUCAUUUUUAUGGGACAAUAUUGCACUUUCCAUAUUAUUAUAAAAAAUAAAAUGUGCGAAUUUAUAAAUUACAGUAUACAAAAUUAUAAUUGUUCACUGACAUCUAAAUCGUUUAUGAAGAAAAGAAUAAAUUUUAUUUUUAUUGACUUAUUCGUUAAUAGCCCCGGAGCUUCUACAGGAAGUUACUAACGAAACUAGUAUUUAAGUGAUUCAAACAUAAAAAAUAUAUUUCAAUUAGAUUUAAAAGCAAAUUAUUUUUUUUUACAAAAGUGAUGUGGUUCUGGUACUUACACCGACUUAAUUACAUAUGCUCAGUGCCUAACUUGAAAUAUAUUUUUUAUUGUUAAUUUUAUUAUAAUGUUAUAUUAAGUUAAAAUAUAUUAUUGGCAUAAUAAUGUUUUAUAUAAUUUAUCGUACGAUAAUGUACGAAGAGAUACAACAAAAUCAUAAAUGUCUUCCAAUCUGUAUAAUAUUUAUUUAAGAGGUCACAAAAUAUUGUGAUAAGUUAAUAGAGAAUAAUUAUGUUAUUUUAAGUUAUAAUAUAAUGUGUGUUACAAAUAUUACGAGUUUAGAUUGUUGAUAGAUUUGAUAUUCUAGAAAAAUAUUACAAAAUUGUUUUAAAUACAGGUGUUAUAUUUUUGUAGAUAAUACAGAAACUUGUAAAAAAAUAUUUCUAAAUAAUUAUUAAUUAUUGAAAAUUUCAUAUUUUACGUUAUAGAAGUCGUCUAACAAAUUAUUUGCGAUUAUUUUAUCUAAAUGAUUGUAUAUUUUGUUGAACACCUGUAUUGUAAAAUAUAGUAACACAAUCUUUAUUAGUUUAAGUGUUAAAAACCAUGUCCAUGACACAAUUUAUCAUAAUAUAUGUUAUAUACAUUUAAAUAUAGAAAAUAAAAUAAAAUUCCCUUUUAACUAAAAUGUCUCAAAGUACGAGCACUUUUAAAUUAAAGAGUAAUUAAUUUGGUCAUUAUAAAUAUAUCGUAUAAAAAAUAUUUUUGUAGCAGGCUCUAAUUCUACCAAAAUAAAUGUGUCUCGUAUUAUAUGUAUUUAUUUUAAAGUAACAAGAAUAAAGUUUUAUUUGUCGUUUAGUACAACUUAGUAUUCUUGCCGAAAAACAUAAAUACAGGAGACAUUUACAUUUUACAAGAUUUUUAUAGUUUCGUUUCCUACUUUAUGAUAUAUGAAAUGUUAAUUUAUGUUUAUAAAGAUAUAAUCAUGAUUUUCACAACAAUCCAAUAUUCUUUUGACUGUCAUUUUAAUCAAUUUCAAAUAAUACAAUAUUUAUGUAAUAUAUUAUAAAUAUAACAAUGUAAUUAUAAUUAUAAAAAUGAAGAUAGUUAUCAUUAUUUGUUUUGUUACUUUUAUACUUCACAUUUUAAUUUUAUAAAUAUCUCCGGAAAGCCAGUGAUAUUUCUGUUCAAAGUGAUCUUUAUUUAUAAAUUGUUACCUUCUAUUUUAUUCUUUAUAGGUCUGUUAUAAAUAAAUAGUAGUAACAUUACAUUUAGUAGUAGUCAAUAUUAGAUGUGCAAUUUUAGUAAAUAGACAUUUUUCGAUAUUUAAUGCCAAAACUGUUUGGUUUCAUAUCAUACAAAGUAGUGAAUUGUUCCGAUAAAUAAAUAAAUAUAGACAAAUUA
Molecule: messenger RNA, 5814 nt
Organism: Helicoverpa zea (corn earworm)
Lineage: Eukaryota; Metazoa; Arthropoda; Insecta; Lepidoptera; Noctuidae
Gene: fus
Product: RNA-binding protein fusilli
Exons: 17
Coding region: 596-2503 (635 amino acids)
Biological process (GO): regulation of RNA splicing
Cellular component (GO): nucleoplasm; ribonucleoprotein complex
Molecular function (GO): mRNA binding
Source: RefSeq, a predicted model, not a curated record